AUGGGGUUGGGCUCGUACUGUUCGAAACACGGCCCAGAAUACGCGGCGCUCACCAGAGAGUACAAGAUCUUGUCCGCCAAGAACGAGGCGCUCGACCCGGGGAAGCUGAGUCGGAGCGAGAUUCGCGCGUUGUACAGAUCCGAGGCCAAACGGGUGAUCAAAGCGAACAAGUUGUAUGUGAUGUCCUUGGAGGCGGAGUACGAUGCGCGUACGAUGCAGCAUGUGAGGUUCUUCGGUGAAGUUGAUCCUGGGCAUAUCAAAUGGCUGGAGAUCCUUCGCGGGAAGCAGCGGAGGGCACUCGCACAGCUCAAACUCUUCGACGAGGCCGGUUUCGACGUCGGGCCCUCCAGAGCCGUCAAGGAAUCGGCCAUCUUCAACUUCACACCUGUGCAUUCCUUCCGCCGCAAAGCACCAGAGGCUAGCCUUAUCCCGGACCUGUUCAUUCUGGUCCCCUGUAUCAUCGUCCUCGGAGUUUUGGUAUCGGUACUGUCGCCUGAGGCCUGGGCCACGUUGUGGGCCUUCUCACAACGCGUCAUCUCAUGGCUACCGACGAUCCUGCAGUACGCCAUCGUCAGCCCUGUACGAUGGCUUUGGUCGCUGACGAUCCCGACGAUCCGCGCACUGUGGAGUUUGACUGUGAUUUUGUGCACUACGGCGUGGAGGGUCGGCGUCUUCGCGUCUGAUCUGCUCUCGGGUAUGAUACAGAUCGAGGGGGCGGGAGACCCAUCGCGCUGGUAG
Messenger RNA from Trametes versicolor FP-101664 SS1, 738 nucleotides. RefSeq lists its product as uncharacterized. Lineage: Eukaryota; Fungi; Basidiomycota; Agaricomycetes; Polyporales; Polyporaceae. Bases 1 to 738 code for a protein of 245 amino acids. The record is from RefSeq and is a predicted model, not a curated record. The transcript has 4 exons.